GGAACCGGAAAUGACCGCAGCACGCCGGAAGUUUACUCGUUUCCAAGGCGACGGCUUAUUCACCUCACCAGCCUGCUGGCGGGAGCCGGGAGGCUGGAAAGCGACUUGGAAAGGGUCCCAGCUGAAGGCGGCCGCCGCCACAGCGACUCGCGGGAAGUAGCAAACGAAGACGGCGGCCGCCGCACUAGCCACCGCGUGUGGAGGAUAAACGGCCGAGAAGGCCAUCGCGGCGCCGACUCAAGGGAAAGAGUUAGUGAAGACCAGGACUUUCGUUGCAGCGACGACGGGGAAAGAAAACGUGAAGACGGAGACCGCUGCUCCAGGAUCUCCGCGGGAAGAGUAAGUGAAGACGCCGGCUUUUCCCGCAGUGACUCGAGAAGGGUCAGUGAAGACCUAGGCCACCAGCGCAGUGUCUCUCGGGAGAGAGUUAGGGGAGACAGUGGCCACUGUCACAGUAGCUCUUGGGAGAGAGUAAGGGGAGACCGCGACGUGAAUUUAAGUACAGACGGCGGCCACCAAACUAGCCACUCUAGGGGAACAGUCAGAGAAGAUCGUAGUCUCUGCCUCAGUGGUACUUGGGAGAGAGUCCGUGAAGUCUGGGGCCCUCGAACCAGUGGCUGCGGGGAGAGAGGCUCUUGGGACGGGGGGAGUGUCGAUGGCGGCCAUAGCCUCAGUAGUUCUUGGGAGGGAGUAAGUGAAGACCGCGGCUACGCAGCCAGCGAUUCCUCCGGGGUGAGCGUCAGUGAAGACGCCAGCCGCCGACUCAGUGGCUUCUGGGAGAGAGACAGUGAAGACGAAGGUCCCCGCUGCGGGGGCUCCUCGGAGAGAGCAAGGGAGGAUCGUGGCCGCAGUCCUAGAGACGACGACGACGAAGGCCGCUGCCGCUCCACUGGCUCGUGGGUGAGAGCAAGUGAAGACCGCCGCAGCAGCAGGGGCCUGGGCUCAACUCCUCCCCAGAGUCGAAGAGGCUGCACCAUGCCCGGGGUGGCCAAUUCAGGCCCCUCAACUUCCUCUAGGGAGACCGCAAACUCGUGUACCAGGAAGAAGGUGCAUUUUGGUAGCAUACAUGAUGCAGUAAGAGCUGGAGAUGUAAAGCAGCUUUCAGAAAUAGUGGAACGUGGAGCCAGUAUUAAUGAAGUUGACGUUCUUCAUAAAUUUAGCCCUUUACAUUGGGCAGCACAUUCUGGAAGUUUGGAGUGUCUUCAUUGGCUGCUCUGGCAUGGAGCUGAUAUCACACAAGUAACUACAAGAGGUUGGACAGCAGCUCACAUAGCUGCAAUCAGGGGUCAGGAUGCUUGUAUGCAGGCUCUCAUGAUCAAUGGAGCAAAUCUGACAGCUCAGGAUGAUCGUGGAUGCACUCCUUUACAUCUUGCUGCAACUCAUGGACAUUCUUUCACUUUACAAAUAAUGCUCCGAAGUGGAGUGGAUCCCAGCAUGACUGAUAAGAGAGAAUGGAGACCUGUACAUUAUGCAGCUUUUCAUGGGCGGCUUGGCUGUUUGCAGCUUCUUGUUAAAUGGGGAUGUAGCAUAGAAGAUGUGGACUGCAAUGGGAACCUUCCAGUUCACUUAUCAGCCAUGGAAGGCCACCUUCACUGUUUUAAAUUCCUAUUCAGUAGAAUGAGCAGUGCGACACAAGCUUUAAAAGCCUUCAAUGAUAAUGGAGAAAAUGUACUGGACCUGGCGCAGAGGUUCUUUAAGCAGAACAUUUUACAGUUUAUCCAGGGAGCUGAGUAUAAAGGAAAUCAUCCAGAAGAUCAGGAAACUUUAGCAUUUCCAGGUCAUGUUGCUGCCUUUAAGGGUGAUUUGGAAAUGCUUAAAAAAUUAGUAGAAGAUGGAGUAAUCAAUAUUAACGAGCGUGCUGAUAAUGGAUCAACUCCUAUGCAUAAAGCUGCUGGACAAGGUCAUAUAGAGUGUUUGCAGUGGUUAAUUAAAAUGGGAGCAGACAGUAACAUUACCAACACAGCAGGGGAGAGACCCAGUGAUGUUGCUAAGAGGUUUGCCCAUUUGGCAGCAGUGAAGCUAUUAGAGGGUCUACAGAAAUAUGAUAUUGAUGAUGAGAAUGAAAUUGAUGAAAAUGAUAUGAAAUUUUUUGUAAGACAUGGUGUCGAGGGAAGCACUGAUGCAAAGGAUGAUUUAUGUCUGAGUGAGUCGGAUAAAACAGAUGCCCGAAUGAGAGCUUAUAAGAAAAUUGUAGAAUUCAGACACCUCCUGGGAAUUGCUGAAAGCAACUAUAAACACUUGGGAGGGAUCACAGAAGAAGCUCUAAAGCAGAAGAAAGAACAUCUCGAGUCUGAAAAGACCAUCAAAGAACUGCAGAGCCAGCUGGAGUAUGAACGACUACGUAGAGAAAAAUUAGAAUGUCAGCUGGAUGAAUAUCGAGCAGAAGUGGAUCAACUCAAGGAAACUCUGGAAAAAAUUCAUGGCUCCAACUUUACAGCUAUGGAAGACAACUCUUCUUGCGAGUCAAGCAAAGAGGAGAGGAGAGUGAAGAAAAAGAUGUCUUCUGGGGGAGUGUUUGUAAGAAGGUACUAA
Propithecus coquereli (Coquerel's sifaka) is the source of this 2532-nucleotide messenger RNA. It is a transcript of the gene ANKRD42, whose product is annotated as ankyrin repeat domain 42. The annotation marks the transcript as partial. Gene Ontology annotation, molecular function: protein binding. Lineage: Eukaryota; Metazoa; Chordata; Mammalia; Primates; Indriidae. The record is from RefSeq and is a predicted model, not a curated record. The transcript is spliced from 12 exons.